UAUGGCGGCCCCCUUGAACUGUAUGUCACACGUCCCAGGCGCGGGGCUUGGAGGUCUUGCCCUCGCCGCGGUUUUGGGGGGGCUGCUUCACUGCUUUGGGGGAGUUCUUGGCAGCGCGGGAGGCUGGAAUUCUUUGAACGAUGACGUCUUGCUGCCUUAUCUUCCUCCGCACCAUGGCCCACAGCACCACCAUCGCUACGUCCGAGACUGCCAGGCUCUCUUGCAUGGCAACGCGACUCAUGAAACCUGGCCUAGUGACAACAGCACUGCCUCCCCUCUGGCGGUUACGUACACAUUCGUUUCGGACUUCCCACCGCACCAUCCAAAUCGCCGCCAGGUGUACGGCCACUUGACGAUGGUGCGAGACCCUCUGAGGACUUUUUCUGUCCUAGAGCCCGGGGGGCCCGGCGGCUGCCAUUUCCACCGCAGAGCUACCGUGGAAGAGACCGUGAGCCGAAGCCAGUGCCUUUUGGCCCAGAAUGGGGGCUAUUUUGAUACAAAGACUGGGGCGUGUUUAGGGAACGUUGUCAGCAAUGGGCGGCUGGUACAGUCCUCUGGGGGAGUGCAGAAUGCUCAGUUUGGUAUCCGGAAAGAUGGCACUCUAGUCUUUGGCUACCUCUCAGAGGAGGAGGUCUUGGCUACCGAGAACCCAUUUGUGCAGCUUGUCAGCGGAGUGGGCUGGCUUCUGCGGGAUGGAGAGGUCUACAUGAAUCAGAGCCGGGUGGCAGAAUGCGACAAGACUCAGGAAACAGGGACUUUUGACACUUUUGUCAAUAUUGUGUCUGCCAGGACGGCUGUGGGGCAUGACCGACAAGGACAGCUGGUGUUGUUUCACGCUGAUGGGCAGUCAGGCGUCAGAGGCCUGAACCUCUGGGAAAUGGCGGAUUUCCUGAAGGAGCGCGGCGUUGUGAAUGCAAUCAAUCUGGACGGUGGGGGAUCGGCUACUUUUGUCGUCAACGGAUCUCUUGCUAACUACCCUUCGGAUCACUGCGUACUUGACCCCACCUGGCGCUGCCCCCGGAGCAUUUCGACCGUCUUGUGCGUGCACGAGCCUGCCUGCCAGCCUCAAAACUGCAGCGGACACGGGCACUGCAUGCUUGGGCGAUGCCACUGCCACGGAGCCUUCUGGAGCGGGCCGGCCUGCGAUGUGCUGGACUGUGGCCCUUCCAACUGCACUCUUCACGGAAUGUGCACGGACGUGGGAUGUAUCUGUGAUGCCGGUUGGACUGGUGAAAACUGCACCCAAGCUUGCACCCAUGGUUCCUAUGGGGACAGCUGUGCUCAGAAAUGCCUGUGCCGCAACGACGGCAAAUGUGACCCUGUGCACGGAUCCUGCACUUGCCCCGCGGGCUUCCAAGGAAUCUUCUGUGAAGAAGCCUGCCCUCUCGGACGAUACGGACCUAACUGCCAGCAUUCCUGUCAGUGCCCAAACCAGUGUUACUGUGAUCAGAGGACGGGCAGCUGCAAUAUUUCUCUAGACUCAGCCGUCCUGGAUAAAUUAUCUAGAGUUGGGCUGUGCCUGCUACAAGCUACCUCAAGGGAAGAGUUCCUUUUCUCCAAGAGAGCCUGGGUCGCAAUCAGCCUGGGUUUGCUUGUCCUGCUUUCGCUCAGCGUGCUGGUGAACGUCAGACUGGCUCUCCGCAGCACCAACAAGCGACACGAACACGGUCAGUACAUCUCGGUCCCCCUGGAAGAGAUCAACGGUGGGACCAAAGAGCGGAUUCUGCCAGCAGCUUGGGAGGAGGACGAUCCCACCGAGGCUGCCUGGGACACGAAUCUGACAGAAAGCGUUCAUCUGCUGUGAUCGUGAGAGGUUCUCUUCCCUGGAGCAGAAUCCUCACCGUUCUUCAGUGUAGUUUUUGCUCCAUCGGUUGCCAUUUUUCCUCGUUGCCUUAACUGGAACCAGCGGCCUUGGAGAGGGGUCUGGAAUUCUUUGGGUUUCCAAAGAGGGAAGCUUCCAUAUUUGGUUGGAAAUACUUUCUCCCGCCAAGUUUUGGAGAGAAGGUGAGUGAAUGUCAGUCACCAGAGGUGGUCAUCUCCCGAAUGCUUCAACUGAACUGCACAGCGGCGUCUUUCGCUUGAAGCGCUGAAGAAGAUUUGAUGAUUUGGGAGACGGGAACGGU
Messenger RNA from Pseudonaja textilis, 2123 nucleotides. It is a transcript of the gene NAGPA, whose product is annotated as N-acetylglucosamine-1-phosphodiester alpha-N-acetylglucosaminidase. Gene Ontology annotation, biological process: secretion of lysosomal enzymes. NCBI's taxonomy places the organism in Eukaryota, Metazoa, Chordata, Lepidosauria, Squamata, Elapidae. The record is from RefSeq and is a predicted model, not a curated record.